GGAGGAUUCACCGUUAAAGUCAAAACAUGUCCGCGGAGCAGCAGAUGUGCCCCCCGCCUUCCUCUCCGACCCCUCCCGGGACGCAGGAGGGUUUCCCGGGUGUGUCCCCUCACGUCAGGCCGCCGUCAGAGAUGGACACCCUGCGGAUGUUCGUUAACGAGCGGUUAACGGCGGCGGUGGAAGACAUCCUGGAGGUGUUCGGGAAGACGGUGUCUCGGUACCGGGAGCAGAUCGACCUCCAGCGGCGGCAGCUGGACAGCCUGAGGUCCGAGGAGGGCAGCUGGAAGCCGGAAGCAGCCCCUCUGGCCGCGUCGUCCUGGAUCAAAACCUCCCCCGACGAUCACAUCCUGAGCGUCCAGCUGGAGCAGACAGACGCCGGCUCCUCGGCUGCUCGCAUCAAAACAGAAGCGGGAGGCGAGGACUUUGCGGCGUCGGAACCGAACGGGGACUUGAAUCCGGCCGGCGGUUCAGAGGGAGCGAGUGAAGGUCGACUCCUCACCGACUGCUCCGACACUGAAGACAGCGGAGACUACUGCAGAGAUCCAGAUCCAGCGACUUUCUGGAGACCGGACGAGGAGAGAGAAGCAGAAGGUCAAAGUUCAUCCUGGAGCAGCAGAGACAACGGCUCCUCCGAUCCGUCCCGUCGGCCCGUACCGGCGUUCAGCUGCAAAGUGUGCGGCGAGUCCUACCAGAGGGUCAGCCAUCUUCUCACGCACGCCACGGCCCACCCGACAGACUGCGGCCUGUGCGGGACACACCUGGAGCACGCGGCGAGCCUGAAGCCGCACCUCCGGGCGCACAGGACGUCGUCGUUCUGCUGCAGCGUCUGCGGCCAGAGCUUCACGCUGCGCGGGAACCUGAGGAUCCACAUGAUGAUCCACUCCGGCGAGCGCCCGUACGCCUGCAGCGUCUGCGGGAAGAGCUUCGGGCGGCGGGCCACGCUGGUCAGGCACGUGCGCAGCCACACGGGCGAGAAGCCGUUCAUCUGCACGUUCUGCGGCCACGGCUUCGUGGAGAAGGGCAACCUGACGGUGCACCUGAGGACGCACACGGGCGAGAGGCCGUACUGGUGCUCCAACUGCGACAGACGCUUCAGUCAGCUGUCGUCGUUCCACAAACACCCCUGUCAGAGGAGAGCCAUGACCUCGGACUGCUCGUUCACAUGAGUCCCCCCUCAGGACCACCAGGGGCCCCGCUUGAGAAAGAACAACAGACUCUCACUCUGAGCUCUGACCCCUCAGGACCACCAGGGGCCCCGCUUGAGAAAGAACAACAGACUCUCACUCUGAGCUCUGACCCCUCAGGAGGGGAACUCUCAGGG
Messenger RNA from Labrus mixtus (cuckoo wrasse), 1321 nucleotides. RefSeq names its product zinc finger protein with KRAB and SCAN domains 7-like. The record is from RefSeq and is a predicted model, not a curated record. The transcript is spliced from 2 exons. NCBI's taxonomy places the organism in Eukaryota, Metazoa, Chordata, Actinopteri, Labriformes, Labridae. Gene Ontology annotation, biological process: regulation of transcription by RNA polymerase II. The coding region runs from base 27 to 1166 and encodes 379 amino acids. Gene Ontology annotation, molecular function: DNA-binding transcription factor activity, RNA polymerase II-specific; RNA polymerase II cis-regulatory region sequence-specific DNA binding. Gene Ontology annotation, cellular component: nucleus.